CAGAGAAGAAGAGUUUCCUCCCUCCCCAAUAUGGCUGUAGCUGCAGUCUGCGAUGGAGUUUGAAGUCAGAUUUGGUUUAAUAAAGCCGUGAAUCGCGCUGCUGCAGCGAAAACGAGUGAAGCAUGCAGCGCUGCAUCUUAAGGUUUGCCGAGCGCCGCUGGCCGUCCUCGGUCCGCCGUGCGAGCUCGGCGACGGGGAAGCGGCCUGCGGUCCGCAGCGCCUUCCCGCUGCUGGAGCGCCCCCUGCAGGCCAUCCAGCGCCACGUCUACGAGGCCAACCUGAGAAACAGCAGCGCCUGCCAGAAAAAGUACGCAGAGUUGAAGGAGGAGGUGAGGAGAGGCGGAGGGGCCAACGCCGUAGCCAGACACACUCAGAGAAACAGGAAGCUGCUGGUCAGGGAUCGGCUCCGCCUCCUGUUGGACGAUGACGACUUCCUGGAGCUGUCGCCGUUGGCCGGGUUGGGUCUGCCGUACGGCGACAUCCCUUCAGCCGGCUGCCUGACUGGUGUCGGCAGGAUCAACGGUCUGUGGUGUGUGUUUAUCGCCAACGACGCCACGGUGAAGGGCGGCACGGCGUAUCCGAUCACAGUGAAGAAGCAGCUGAGAGCUCAAGAAGUCGCCAUCCAAAACCGCCUGCCGUGCGUCUACCUGGUGGACUCUGGAGGGGCUUUCCUACCUUUGCAGUCAGAAAUUUUCCCUGAUAAGAACCAGGGAGGAAGGACCUUCUACAAUGAAGCCAUCAUGUCUGCUAUGAAGAUCCCACAGGUGGCGUUGGUGUGCGGGUCGUGCACGGCGGGUGGAGCUUACAUCCCCACCAUGGCGGAGGAGGCGGUGAUGGUGCACCGCAUAGGAACCAUAUUCCUGGGAGGCCCUCCUCUCGUCAAAGCCGCUACAGGGGAGGAGGUGUCCCCGGAGGACCUGGGAGGGGCCCGUCUCCACGCAGAGGUGAGCGGCUGUGUGGACCACUUCGCUGAGGAGGAGCAGGAGGCGUUCGACCAGACGAGAAACAUUAUCGCCACCCUGAACUUCCAGCUGCCCGAGGAAGAGGAGCCCUCCGCAGGAGAGGAGCCGCUGCACAGCUCAGAGGAGCUCCUGGGGCUCGCUCCGAGGAGUUACAGCCACACUCUGGAUGUCAAGAUGAUCGUGAGUCGGCUGACCGACGGGAGCCGCUUCCAGGAGUUCAAAGCCAGAUAUGGAACCACGCUCGUCACGGGUUUUGCAAAGAUUCAUGGACACCUGGUAGGGAUAGUGGCCAACAACGGCGCGCUAACAUACGAAGCUGCGCUAAAAGGAAGCCAUUUCGUCCAGCUGUGCGACCAAAGAGACAUCCCGCUCCUCUUCCUGCAGAACACGGCACCGGCAGCGGCGCCGACUCUUUCUGCUGCGCAGGCAGAAAUAAACAGUAACCGCCUGAAGGCUCAGGGUUCAAUGAUGUCGGCCGUGGCGUGCGCCUCCGUCCCAAAGAUCACUGUGGUGAUUGGUGGUUGCCACGGCGCCGACAGCUAUGCCAUGUGUGGACGGGCUUUCGAUCCUAAUUUCCUGUUCCUGUGGCCCAACGCCAGAGUGUCGCUGACGGGUCCGAGUCACGCGGGCUCCUUGCUUCCCGCUGACGACGGACAGGAGGCCGAGAAGCUGAACGAGAAGCUGGAGGAGGAGAGCUCGGCGUUCUUUUCCUCUGGCAGGAUGUGGGACGACGGCGUCAUUCUGCCACAGGAAACCAGGAAGGUUCUCAGAGACAGUCUGGACAUCAUCAAGCAGCAGCGGUAUCAGAUGUCCACAGAGAAGACCCGGUCGGUGCUAUUACGGAUGUAGAAGCCUCCGACUUUCUGCUCCUAGUUUUCUCAUCCGCAGCCUGGAUUUGGCUCUAGUUUAUCUGUCAUAAUUACCCUCUGACCUAAAAUCUGGAGGAGUAAUGAUACUGCUGUCCAGUCAGAUGCUGAUUGGAAGAGAGGCUCAGCAGAUCUGAACAUUUCUGUCACAUAAAACCUCAAGGAUAAUUAUGCUCCAAUGUUAACCUGGAGCUUUUAACCUGAAGAUUCUUUAUAAAUCACUAUUUCUGUUCUACUAAACUGUAUCUU
This is a messenger RNA of Fundulus heteroclitus (mummichog), 2077 nucleotides long. RefSeq names its product methylcrotonoyl-coenzyme A carboxylase 2. Gene Ontology annotation, cellular component: mitochondrion; methylcrotonoyl-CoA carboxylase complex. Gene Ontology annotation, biological process: L-leucine catabolic process. Bases 123 to 1811 code for a protein of 562 amino acids. The transcript is spliced from 12 exons. The record is from RefSeq and is a predicted model, not a curated record. Gene Ontology annotation, molecular function: methylcrotonoyl-CoA carboxylase activity. NCBI's taxonomy places the organism in Eukaryota, Metazoa, Chordata, Actinopteri, Cyprinodontiformes, Fundulidae.